UGGUCUGAACGCGAGCGAGGAACAGGCAAACAUUUCACCACAAAGCUAGGAAACUUUGCAAAAAAAUAUUGAAGUCUGUGAUUCUGCUGAAUGGCAUUAUAAGGUAAGCUCAUGCAUAUAGAAACUAUUUUUGGUCAUAUCAUUUCGGUGUUUUUUGAGACGCAGCUCAACGCGAAUUCGACUUGGAGAUUUUUUCCGAUGAUAAAAAUGAUCAACGCUAUUCCGUUUAUGGCUUGAGUCGGUGAAUAACUUGGACCUUCAUAAAUUAGUUUUACCAUGAAACUGCCCCAAAGCAAUGCAAAUAUGAGCGCUGAAUUAGAUUACCUGAAUCCCUGUGCUAUCUGCCAUAGUGUCAUUGUACCGUCUAACGCCUAGAGGAAAUCUUUUGCAUGCAUGGACAUAUCCUUUUGGGCGUCACGCGUGGGGAAUCAAUGGUCGCAUGCACGCACUCUCCGGGAUACUUAGUAAAUAUGUUUUUCACGUGUAUAUUAUUGAAAACAUGUCAGUCUUUUCCAAGUUUUCUAUGCAUGGAUAGAGUUUACCUUUUGGACAUAGUUAACUUAGAUAUUCCCUCUCUGUGUGUUCCGUUUUGGGACAACGCAUUUCCCCGAAUAAUUGAACUGAUAAGAUGCCGUGAAUCAGCGCUGAUAAACUCGUGUUUGAUCGCCGAAGUUGUCGCCACUGACCGUUCUAUCGUGAAAGUUGACCGUCAGCGUAAUUGAGUUAGUUUAGCUACUCCCUGUGAAAGAGAACUAAGUCGAUACAACGAGGAUUUUCCUCGCCACGUCAUGGCUGGCUCGCAGAAAAAUUUAGAAUUAGUCGUGGUAACUAUAUCCUAGGGCACAAAACGAAUUGUGGUAUUCUUAAGUCUGGGCUGGACCCUUAUGAAUUGAUUCUUAGCAAACCUCUUGGAGGUUAGAUUAUAAAAACUAGUGGAGCUUUAUCUCAUUGUAAUUGGUAUAUGGAUUAUUUCUUGCCAUUGGGAUUAAAUUCGCUUGGCGAGGUAUUUACCCCUAUUGACUUAAAGGCUUUAUUUCCUUCAGUCAUCGCUUGGGAAAUAACUUCAUACGUAAGCGUGAGAGAGAAGAUGGCAUUGCACAUCUGGUCAACUAAUGUACUCAUGAAUAAACAAAUGAAAUCUCAUUUUGGCCGACAUCCGAGCACUAUGAAAAUGACAUGAAUAGAUAACAGCACAUUAUUGCACUCGAAUUACUCUAAUGUUUAUCAAUGAAAUGAAACAUUCGUGGACGGUCACGUGUGGCGUCUCUCAGCUUCUGAUUGGGCGUGUACUGAGGCUCCCGAUUCGACAUCAUUUGAUCGAUCUUUGAUGUUGACAAACUUAACUGAAAUGCCGAGCUCUUCGAAUAGUUCUAAUUUUUUUUCCAGUUUCAAACUGUUCUCUCCAUUAAUUAAGGUCGUAUAUUUAGAGGCAUCUGCUUGAAUUGAUGCUACAGAGGUACUUCUGGAAAAAGCUCAGCUUCUUAGUUUAUAUACUCUGCAGGUACUCCCUAAUUAUAUUGCCUGUUUUCACGCUGCCUUGUGGGAGGAACUCUUGUGUUACUGACCUCAGUAUUAUGACUGAAGGAAGGCUUCAUUUGUUCCAAAUUUCCGAUGAUGUGAUAAGGAGAGCAUAAAAUUCAGGUGAUUUUGAUUUUUUUCUUCCCUGCGCUUUCAGUUUAAAGAAAGACUAGUUUUAACGAAUACCAACAAACUUUAACGGUCAAAAAUAGUUCUCAGUUUGCGUCGAAGGAAUACAUUCAUCGCCUAUUUCACGGCGACGUUUUCAAAUUACAUUAAAAUUGCACACUUACUAAAUACGCAAAGCUUUGCUAUACUAGUGGCCAACUGGAAGCAUGCUUGAAGGAUGUAUACUUCAAGACUUGAAGUUUUUCUAUGAUUAAAAACCUCUGCGUUUAUAAGUCCUUCAGUUGCAAAAAAAACAAAGAAAGUGUUAAAUCCGAUUAUUCACUGAUUUAUAAUCCAUGAGUAUAUAGCAAAAAAAACAUACUACCAUAUGAGACAUGUGUGGCAAUACCAAACAUUAUUGCACAUCUUUUUCCAGCCCCUUCGACAGGCAACUUUCUUCGUAGCUUUGUCUAGACUCUAGAGAGCAUGCGCACGCGCACUUGGUUUGUUUACUUGAUCACUAGAAGUUGCAUUUUUCUCAACGUCCGUAAAGUUUGGUCUGAAUUGAAACCGUAAUAUUUUCCCAAACAAACUCAGUCAUCUGUCAUCUACACAUGCUCAAAGUACCUUAUUUCCUUGUAUAUCUUUGUAAUUAUACAAUAUCUACCCCGUGCAUAUAACUGAUAAAUACUUAAGCUCACUGGAACUCAUGAAUGUUCCAAUAUAAGCUUUUAAGAGUUCAAGGAAUUAGAGGAUUACUCAUCAUUACUAAUUCUUUACUGUUAAGGCACACAUCCAAAUCACAUUAACACUUCUCAUGCCCUGACGUACGUUCAUAAAUCAUCAAUUUCCUGAAAUCUCUUCCAGAAAGGCCUUACCAAUUGUCUAAACCGUGCUAUUCCGCAAGAACGUACGUAGACGGAACCCGUAGCGGGUGGUUGAAUUUUGUUUCCUCUUAGUGUGAUCAAUUUCAGACUUUGAAUUUCCUGUUUAUACGGGUUUAUCAACGUUUUCCUCAUCAGACACCAAUUUUGUCAUGAAAUUCUGCCACGGUUUCAAAGUUGUCGUUCGUCGUACAGGUUAGUUAAGCGUCGACUUAAAAUGAUCUAUAUAUAUGAACUGAAUAGUUCUAAAUCGUCUUUAACCCUGCCUCCUGGUGGCACAGUGGCCUCUAUUUGUUAAAAAAAUGGUCUUAAUGGUCAUGCAUAACUUUUUUGUUCAAUUGACUUUAAAAUAUAAGAGAAACUCUCCAUACUACACUUCAAAAGGUAAUAGAAAAUCUCAGGCAACUUUGGCGCCUUGGCGGGAUGUUUACAAAAAAACUCUGACCAUUUUGCAUUCGCUUGAUGAAUGAUCUUAUUAACUCACAAUGGGCAGUUAAUUCUGUCGUCAUUCUGACCUGAUUUAUUUCAAAUAACAUUCAUGAUUCAUCUCAAGUCAGCUUGGCGUAGGCAUAGCCGCAUAGAUGACAAAAUCACUAGCUACAUUCGUCAUCAAUCUAAGAUGUUUGUUAGCUGUGCUUACUGUUCAUUUCACACUUCGAGAACCCCAGCACCGCACGAAAUGAUUAAUUGAAUGCACUUGGACGCUCACGCGCCAUAUGCAAGCGAUAAACGCGUUGUUUCUAUGGAGACAAACAAGCAACGUCUGAAUAUGAAUGCCAUUGGCACACAACAUGACAUUUGCUCAACUAUUUCGCACGUAAAACGAUCGAACUUUAAGUACUUUACAACGAAAUAUGGAUUUUACAUCAAUAAACACGAAGACCCUUUGAAAAAAUAUUUGCCAAACAUUGCAAUAUUAAUUGUCAUGAUGCAUCGCUCUCCGUAGGUCAAAUCAAGCAGGAAAAACAAAAGAAUGCAUCAAAUAGUGUCCUGAGGAAACAAGAGACAUAAUUUCUAAUAUGUGCAUGAGUCAUUAGCGAAGUGGUUCAAUCAAACUCAUUUGCUGCCAAAACGGUUUAAAAAGAACUGACUAUGCGGAAUCAGUUUUCAACGAUGUAUAGUAGUAAAAAAAAAGACCAUGAAAUCUUCUAUAAUUUUAAAAAGUUUUCGGUGGCACCCGCUUUAUCGCCACUGAUUUCAAACGAUCGUUCACGGGGGAUGUUUUAAGGAACCAUUAAGGCGGGGAUUCUAACAACCUGCUUUUCUUGAAAUAGAUUUUGUUCAAUAUCAUACAACACAAUAAAACCCAAUACAGUUCAAUACAGUCAUUCGAAUUCGUAUUUCCUGUAAAUAUCAGGUGCAUAGGUGGUGCUGGUGUCAUUUACAAAGAUGGGAAAAUUAACUGAAAAGAUUAACUUACAGUCAGUUGGAACUGCGCAACAAUGUUCUAUCUUCAAUCAAUAUUCAUCACCGAUAUUCUACUGCGAAAUUAUAAAAAAUAAUCUUCUACUAUUUUCACUAAUAUUCAGCCACGAAAGAUGAGUCGAUAUAUGCGAAUUUAGUGUGCAGAUAACUUGCAGUAUUGUAGUAUAUGCAUUCUUAAAUCCAAGAUCUCCGUCCUGAGUUAUUAUAGUUAUAACUUAUAAUCGUCUUAUUUAAACUGACUGUCUCGGGAUAAAUAAGACAUUGACGCCACAAAAGUUUCUAAGUUUCCCUUCUGUUAAUCGAUUCCUAUUGCAUAGCAACUCUUAAAAAAUCAAAAAGUGUCAAAACAUUGUAUUAUUGUAUGAUAUCAGUCAAGUAGAUUUCAUGCAGCUUCCCUUCUUUUGACAUCAUCAUAUCUUACACUUCAACCAGAAGUCGUUGAAAGGUUUUGGAAAUAUUCCAAAACCUUUUAACUAAGUAACAGAGAGAGAAGUGUUAAAAAGAAAGUUUAAUUAAAGUUCAUCCGGUUUUUCAAACUAAAGAUCUUUAAUUGGAACCGGAACCACAGGUUUUUAUGCGAGCAAGCGAACGUGCGAUGCGCACUUACGAAGAGGGCGUGGUUAAUAUUGCAUGGUCAUACUGUCAUAGGCAAAUCUCUUCAACACCACUUGGCUGAUAUAGUCUAAAGCAAUAUCUCACUGCAGGAAUGUCAAUUUGCCCUGCGAAAGUUAUCUGUUAAGUGUGCUUCACUAACAACAAGACCAGUUUCGAUUCAAUUUUCGUGUGCUGUCACGCAUCCAAAUACACCUCGCCUACGUGUGGAUCAGAAUGACUGGAUAGUUCUAUCAUUUCUCAUAUUUUCUUUCAGCCAAAAGUGUGCUAAAUAACUGGAACCAUCCCUUAGUAGGCUCAGCCGAGCUGGAAGCCUAACCUUAACUACAGUAUGGUUACUAUGGUAGUAGGUAGUUCCAAGCUCUUUCGAUUCCGCCAGAUCUAGUGAAUGACAUACAAAUCAAGUCACGCAACAAGCAUACAAAAGAAUCUAAAAAUCGGACAACCGGAACUCUUUAGAUAUAUAACCAAUAUGCUAUCCAGUUGUUUGUGAAAGUUUAAAAAGCAAUUUCUGGUUGUUUGUAGGUUAUAUAUUGAUUGAUCUUGAUCUGAUAUCACGGUAUUAAAACGAUGUAUGUAUAUACAAUUAGGGCAAUAUCAACACCCCCUAUUGAGAAUAUAUGCAUGGAAUCAAAGAUAUAAGAGUUUUUAUAACGAAAUAACCGGAACUGGUUUUCAUGAUAUGCUAAAUACCUCGUGAAAGCAGUCUUGUGGCAGUGUAAUUAUGAUCUACGUUAUCAUUCGUGAUAAUGUGAUUUGAUCUUCGAAGUUUCGAGGCUAGGUCGCCUUCCUCGUUAAAGACACUUCCUUGGUAUUCUCUACUGAAAUAAUUCAUCGUCGAAUUAUUCAUUUGAACGACUUCGUCGUCUGCAUGCUAAAAAAGGGGCGAAAUAUGAAUGAACUACUAUGCCAGGAGAAGUAUUACGGAUAAAUAACGGCGUACUGAAGUUCGCUGCAGAAGACACAGAAAGCCUUGUAUUUGCAUUAUUUAUACUGUAUCUAGGAAAAGCAGUGGGCUAAUUAGACUCCUUCAGUUUAGCUAACGGUUCAGACCAAUACGAGAUGGGAAGAAAACUUAUCUAAACCUUCAUAUACGAGAACAUGCAGUUCAAAACUUAUGCAGCCCUUCUCAUUCUUUAAACAAAAGCGGUACGAGCAUAUUUCGGUGCCAAUUCUAACUUUGGUAUUAAAACUAACAGUCGAUCUGAUUGUGUCUUUUUCAAUUCAUUUGCCGUCAUCGUCCAAAAUUUGCCACAAUUAAGAAUCGUUUACGUGGAAAAUCUUUAUAGAUUUGAUAGAAAAUUUGAGCCUCACAGAAUGAGGAAAGUCCAAAACAAGACCUGUAGGGGAGGGUCGCUCUUACAAAGGUAUCCCUAUACCCUAUACCAAGGGUAGCUAGGGUCGCUUUUACAAAGGUACCCCUAACCCUAUACCCUAUACCAAGGGUAGCUAGGGUCGCUCUUACAAAAGGUACUUCCUGAGAACAAAAUUUUGAGACUGCAGACAUCUUAAAAGACAUUACGAAUAAAAAAUAAACUGAUGCAUGGCUGUACCGUCGACAACAGAACUAUCCAGUAUCCCUUUCGGGCUCAGUAUUGGGUAAACCACUUGGGCAACCCGCACGCGGGCGUAUGCUCGCAUUUAGCUCAUGCGGUUAAUUAGGCUAAUUAAAGGCAACCAAAAACCGAACGCAUUUAAAGCCUAACUAGACUGACAUUGAUUAAAUUAAACAUAAUUCUCAUUAUCCCUGCAGGGGGCUAAGGGCCCACGGAUUUUGAGAUGUCAAAAUGUUUUCACUUUAAAGUGGGCCCUUGAAUCACUCAAUGAUGAAGUAUGUGGCUUAACAUCUCUAACGAUUUAAUUAUCAGAAUGUAUUCAGUUACACCACGAAUAUAUACCUCUCGAAACCACGCCGGUUGGUUAAACGACAGAUUUGCUUAAAUUACGCACAACUGAUAAGUGAUACACAUAGUGUGCUCUGUGUCAUUUUAGACCACUAUACAACGUGAACGUCUGAACGAUAGUCGUGGCAAAACCGUGUCAAAACAUAUUAACGGUCUCUCUCGAAGAAUUAUUGAAAUGUUCCUAACCUACGCUGCAGUUUUGGCUGUGAUCGUCGCAUCUUUGGCGAAAUGCGGCAACGGAGAGGCAAAGGAUACCGCGACGGGAGGAAAAAGCAACACUUUUGACUUUUCGUACUGUGGUGAAAACCGGCAGCCCGUAUCUCGAUCAAGGGUUAGGCGUGUAAUUGGCGGUCAGGACGCGCAGGCGCAUCAGUGGCCUUGGACGGUGUUGAUCAUGAACCAGUCUGAUAUCUACUGCGGUGGUUCUGUAAUCAGUCCAACAUUCAUCAUCACAGCCGCUCAUUGUGUGGACAACAUAAGCCAAAGCCUUCUAAAUUUUUACGUGGGAAAACACAAGGCGGACGUCAAGGACCCUCACGAGCAAAAACUGACAGCACAAAAAGUUUACAUACAUUCAAAAUACCGACGAGGAAGCUCGACGCAUCCGGGCGAUUACGACAUGGCACUCGUUGAGAUGAAGAAUCGAAUUCGAUUCACAGAGCAGGUUCGACCAAUUUGCCUGACAGACGUGAAUACAUUUCAACCUGGACACGAAUGCGUGUUGAGCGGUUGGGGUUAUACCAAUGCAAAAAAGCCCUCUGUUUCUAAUACACUACAGCAGAUAAGGUUGCCUCUUGUCUCCCGGAAGGUAUGCAACAGUAACAAAAGUUACGGCGGUAAAAUUCCCGAGCGGUAUCUAUGCGCAGGCGUGCCGGAAGGAGGCAAAGAUGGAUGCCGGUAUGAUAGUGGUGGACCGCUGAUGUGUGCCCACAGUGAUACUGACCCGUGGUAUCUCGUUGGAAUGAUGGCUUGGGGCGCCGGCUGUGCCGAGAAAUAUAAAUACGGAGUUUAUACAAAUGUCGCACAGGUCAUGACCAUGGUACGAAACACAGUUAAAGAUCUUCCGCAACCAUAUUUGCCGGCGACAAGAGUCUCGCCCACGCCUGCGCAAACCAGCAAGAAUAAAACGGAAGAUCGACAAAAGGAGAAGAUCUUCAUCGCCAUUAUAGCCGCCCUAAGCGUGAUCAUCAUCAUAUUACUCACAACCUUGUGUAUUGUGAAUUUCUAUACCCGUGGUUACAUAUGUUGUACCAGCAUGGAGCACUCCAAGCAUCAUAAAGAGCCUAAAAUCUUGCACGAGCAAAACGGGAAACUUAACAGGGAAGUAAGCGUAUGACGGGUGGCACUGAUCUCGAUAGUAGCAUAUGAAUUGAUAAUAGUUAUAAUCACUGAUCUCAGAAAGACCAGCUGGACUGUGCCUUGAUAUAACUUGUGCAUAAAUAUAUAUAUAUAUAGAAUUGAGUUUCACACUGUUUAGGCCUUAAAUACUCACACACUUCCCUGUGCAAAGGUCACAGAAAUCAACCAAAAAAUUGGAAAAUUAAAAAACACAAAGGAAAUAUAACACCUGGUACACGGAGACACCUGACCUAUAGUUGUAAAUCACAACCUGCCAACACAACCGUGAGUCAUUUUCGUGAGCCCGUUGGUAGCUUAGCAACAGUCUCGGAACACGUAAGCACAAGCUCCCUUCUGCGCAUGUCUAGGGCGCUUUCUCUGCAGGGCUAAAACGGUCAAAUCGGUUCUAUUGUAUUUCAACAGACCGAUUACUAGUCAUUUAGUUUCAGGAACACAGCGUUCAAAUGUACGGGUAUUUCAUAUAUUUGUAUCACGGAAAACCAAUAAGUUUACCGUUUUAUGAUUAUCAUUUAUGACUGCACAAUAUUAUUAGUUCAAAGUUGGGUUUGAUGGCUUGACUGUUCUGGUUGCCUAAAGGAAAGCGCUCAUACUCGAGACUUUUCCUGCACGGGAGGAGGGUGGAAUGCUUGCUUUAGCCACGAUAUCGCAUUCUGAUAUUCUUGUGCGUUAUCCAAAAGUGAAAUAAUGACAGAACACGAAAACUUGGCAAAGUUCCAAGCGUACACGAUUCGCAUUAAGUAUUGGGUGAGUAAAAAACUGAUUCCUUCCACAUGCAAAUUCGUAGCAUCUGAGAUUGUCAGAUUAGGCCAGUCAUAAGUUGAUUCGCGGAAAAUUUGAAUAUGGAAAGCGUGAGUUUUUCACUCACCCUGUGGCAUGCGUAGAAGACUAGGAACAAGUAUCGUGAACACCUCCUUGGGGUCGUAUAAAUAUCGUAUUUAAUAUUAUUGUUUCGAGGAGAGCAAUUCUUCUGUCUCGUGUGUUCACAACAUUAUAGAAGUGUAAACUAGGACCUCAGGUAAAUUGGUGGCAUUAUAUGUAAAUAAUACUAUACAAAAUGUAGGCAUAGGAAUUGCAUAGAAUAGAAUAUUAUAAUUGAUUAUUGAACUAUCUAAGAACGUAGAUUUAUGGAGCCUUUAUUAAAAGCGCGCAAUCACAUCUGACAAAAGGUCGAUCAAAUUCUACCAUUUUGAUCUUCAACAGUUAAUAGUCCAGGCUUAGACUUUAUUUAACCCCAGCACUUCAUGUAAAGGAUUAUUAAUGGUAUAAAUACAAUUAUUCUUCAAAUGUUAA
Molecule: messenger RNA, 9100 nt
Organism: Dendronephthya gigantea
Lineage: Eukaryota; Metazoa; Cnidaria; Anthozoa; Malacalcyonacea; Nephtheidae
Product: coagulation factor IX-like
Exons: 4
Coding region: 6627-7787 (386 amino acids)
Biological process (GO): proteolysis
Molecular function (GO): serine-type endopeptidase activity
Source: RefSeq, a predicted model, not a curated record